AUGGGUGCUCCAGCGUCCAUGCGGUCAGCGCUGCCGUGUCUCGCUCGCGCGGGGAAACUGGUGUCGGUGACGCACUCGGCUUCUCAAAUUCGACAUGCUACCUUUCUCUCGUCUUUGCAUGCUAAACGCGUACCCGUCUCUCCUCCGCUAUGGCCUCGCGUCUCAAAGCGGACUGCUACUACCUCUACUCCAACUCCCUCGGAAUCCGUGUCCACAAAGCCAUACGCGGAAUUGACUAUCGGUGUCCCUCUUGAAAUCUUCCCCGGUGAACGCCGUGUCGCGAUCACACCACAGAACGUCGCCCUGCUUUUGAAGAAGGGUGUUUCUCGUGUCCUUAUACAACGCGGUGCGGGUGAAAAUGCACAGCUGUUGGACGAUGCCUACGAAAAGGCCGGCGCGACUCUGGUCGACCGCGAUGCUAUCUGGUCACAGAGUGAUAUCGUCUUGAAAGUCCGCAGCCCGCAAUCGGAGGGUCCAUUCAAUGAAGUCCAAGCUCUCCGUCAAGGCUCCACGGUUAUCUCGUUCCUGUAUCCCCUACAGAACAAACCCCUCGUUGAAGCGCUCGCAGCUCGCGGCGUGACUGCUUUUGCGAUGGAUCGCAUUCCUCGGAUUUCCCGCGCCCAGGUCUUCGACGCUCUUAGUUCUAUGGCGAACAUUGCUGGUUACAAGGCUGUGCUGGAGGCUUCUAAUCACUUCGGUCGGUUCUUGACUGGUCAGGUUACUGCAGCUGGAAAGAUCCCUCCCAGUAAGGUCCUUGUUAUUGGCGCUGGUGUGGCUGGUCUGAGUGCAAUUGCUUCUGCCCGUCGCAUGGGUGCUAUCGUCCGUGGCUUUGAUACCCGUCCCGCUGUCCGUGAACAAGUCCAGUCUCUAGGCGCUGAGUUCAUUGAGGUUGAUUUCCAGGAAGAUGGUGCUGGUCAGGGUGGAUACGCUAAGGAAAUGUCUAAGGAAUUCAUCGAUGCUGAAAUGAAGCUGUUCAUGGAGCAGGCGAAGGAAGUCGAUAUUAUUAUUACUACCGCUUUGAUUCCUGGCAGACCUGCACCGAAGCUCAUUACUAAGGAAAUGGUUGCUGCUAUGAAACCCGGUUCUGUCAUUGUUGAUCUUGCUGCGGAAGCUGGUGGCAAUUGCGAGGCAACGGUUCCUGGUGAAUUGAGCAAGUACAAGGAUGUCACUAUCAUCGGCUACACGGAUCUUCCUUCUCGUCUGCCGACUCAGUCUUCGACGCUCUACUCAAACAAUAUUACCAAGUACCUUCUCUCCAUGGCUCCCCUGGAAAAAUCGUUUGGUAUUGACUUCAAGGACGAAGUCGUCCGUGGUUCUAUCGUGACUCUCAACGGCGAAAUCAUUCCUCCUGCUGCUCCACCCGCUCCCCCUCCGGCCCCAAAACCUGAUGCUCAAGCAGUAGCAGCUAAGAAGGCCGAAGAAGUUGCUUUGACGCCUUGGCAGCAGGCUACCCGGGAUGUGACAAUGGUUACCGGUGGAAUGGGUACAGCCCUAGCCCUGGGAAAAGCCGCCGGUCCAGUCUUUAUGAGCAACAUGAUGACCUUCGGACUCGCAGGUCUGGUCGGAUAUCGCGCUGUGUGGGGUGUAGCUCCUUCGCUUCACUCGCCACUGAUGAGUGUGACAAACGCGAUUUCGGGCAUGGUGGGUAUCGGUGGAUUGUUUAUUAUGGGUGGUGGUUAUGUGCCCACUACCAUUCCUGAGUAUCUCGGUGCUGCAUCGGUCUUCUUGGCCUUUGUGAAUGUCUCUGGUGGCUUUGUUAUCACUAAGCGCAUGCUUGAUAUGUUUAAGCGUCCCACUGACCCUGCCGAAUACCCAUGGCUGUAUGCCGUCCCAGCUGUUGUGUUUGGUGGUGGUUUUAUUGCUGCUGCAAGUACUGGAAUGUCUGGUAUUGUUCAAGCUGGUUACCUUGUCAGUACAUUGUUGUGCAUGGGCUCUAUCUCUGGUCUGGCGUCUCAGCAAACCGCCCGACGAGGUAAUAUCUUUGGUAUUCUGGGUGUCAUCUCCGGUAUCCUGGCUUCGUUGGGUGCAGUUGGUUUCUCGACGGAGACCCUGACGCAGUUCACUACUGUUGCCGGAACAGGUGCCAUCAUCGGAGGCUUGAUCGGCCGUCGCAUCACAGCAACUAGUCUUCCCCAGACUGUUGCUGCUCUCCACUCCGUUGUUGGAUUGGCUGCUGUUUUGACCAGCGCUGGAAGUGUGUUGGCUGACAUUGCCGACAUCACAACCCUCCAUCUGACCACAGCGUAUCUGGGUGUUCUCAUCGGUGGCGUCACAUUCACCGGUUCCAUCGUCGCCUUCUUGAAACUAGCCGGUCGUAUGUCCUCCAAACCAACCAUUCUACCUGGCCGACACCUCGUCAACUCAACUCUCCUGGGAACCAACAUGGCAACAAUGGGCGCAUUCAUAACAAUGGCACCAGGAAGCCCCGCAAUCGCCGCCACAUGCUUAGGAGCAAGUACGAUCCUCAGUUUCCUAAAAGGAUACACAACAACAGCAGCCAUCGGCGGCGCCGAUAUGCCCGUCGUCAUCACCGUCUUGAACGCCUACUCGGGCUUCGCUCUAGUUGCUGAAGGCCUAAUGCUCAACAAUCCACUACUGACCAGCGUAGGAUCUCUAAUCGGUGUUAGCGGCUCCAUCCUCUCAUACAUCAUGUGCAUCAACAUGAACCGGUCCCUGACAAACGUCCUCUUCGGUGGUAUCUCAUCGCCGGCGGCACAGAACCAGAAAAAGAUCGAAGGGGAAAUCACCCAGACCAGUAUCGACGAUACAGUGGAAGCCCUAUCCAGUGCUGAGAACGUCAUCAUCGUCGUCGGCUACGGAAUGGCCGUCGCCAAGGCGCAGUAUGCCCUUUCCGAGAUUGUCCGUAUCCUGCGCGCCAAGGGUGUCAAUGUGAGAUUCGCUAUUCAUCCCGUUGCUGGUCGUAUGCCGGGUCAAUGUAAUGUGCUCCUUGCCGAGGCAUCAGUGCCAUAUGAUAUCGUCCUCGAAAUGGAAGAAAUCAACGAAGACUUCUCCGACACAGAUGUCACUCUCGUUAUUGGCGCUAAUGAUACUGUUAACCCCAUCGCUAUGGAGCCUGACUCGGCUAUUUCCGGUAUGCCUGUGCUUCACGCGUGGAAGAGUAAGGAGGUUAUCGUUAUGAAGCGGGGCAUGUCUAGCGGUUAUGCGGAUGUACCAAAUCCCAUGUUCUUCAUGCCUGGUACGCGCAUGCUCUUCGGUGAUGCUAAGACUUCUUGUGAUGCCAUCAAAUCUGCCCUAGAGGCACGUAAGUAG
Messenger RNA from Penicillium canescens, 3270 nucleotides. Its product is annotated as putative nicotinamide nucleotide transhydrogenase. The record is from RefSeq and is a predicted model, not a curated record. NCBI's taxonomy places the organism in Eukaryota, Fungi, Ascomycota, Eurotiomycetes, Eurotiales, Aspergillaceae. Gene Ontology annotation, biological process: proton transmembrane transport; NADPH regeneration. Gene Ontology annotation, molecular function: NADP binding; NAD binding. The coding region runs from base 1 to 3270 and encodes 1089 amino acids. Gene Ontology annotation, cellular component: mitochondrial inner membrane. The transcript is spliced from 5 exons.